AGCUGAGACAGCUGUCUGGCGAAUCGCUGCCUGGGUAUAGAAAAAGCUGGUGCUGUGUAAAAUUUCUAAAUUAAGGAAGGUAUUAACGCUAUUGCCUAUACCAUGUCAGCGUUGAUUAAAUCACUGCGCUUGGCCCAGAAACUGAGUGCAGCCAAUCCUGCUCUGUCCCAGCAAAUUGCUCGUAAUCUUGCCGGUUGGAAUAAGGACUACAAGCCAGCGCCGUUUCCAAAAACUGAAAAGGAGCGCGAAGCAGCCGCCAAGAAAUACUAUAUGCUGCCAGAGGAAUACAAGCCGUACGCUGAUGACGGCUUGGGCUAUGGCGACUAUCCAAAGACUGGCGGUGGUCUGGGCAUAGAAGCCAAGGAUAGCUACUAUCCUUACGAUUUUCCCGAGCACAAACGAAAUUUGCACGAGCCUAUUUCAGCUGAUCAUGACUUGUACAGCGAGGAUCGCUACUCACAGCCAGAACAUCCACGUUUCAAGAAUUCUGAAUAUUUCCUGAGUUUCUUUGGCGUAAUGGGCUUCUGCCUGGCACUCUACUAUUGGCUGGAGGACAAGAAAAUGUAUCGUCCCGUUGCUGCAAAGCAAUAUCCCGCUGAUGGCGUCAAGCACUACACCUUCGAGUAAGAACAUUGGCAAUGCUUUAGCUGGCUGUCUUCAAUUGGAUAAGCUACGCCUCAGCUGGAUCCACUUGGUGCGCCAUCUUAUUACCAACUAGAGAAUUAACCAACUUUUUGUUGUAACAUUAAAAAUGAAAUCCAAAAUUAA
This is a messenger RNA of Drosophila busckii, 768 nucleotides long. RefSeq names its product NADH dehydrogenase [ubiquinone] 1 beta subcomplex subunit 8, mitochondrial (gene ND-ASHI). Lineage: Eukaryota; Metazoa; Arthropoda; Insecta; Diptera; Drosophilidae. The record is from RefSeq and is a predicted model, not a curated record. Gene Ontology annotation, cellular component: mitochondrion. Bases 103 to 627 code for a protein of 174 amino acids. The transcript has 3 exons.